UGAGAUAUGAAUAACUCCAGCAGAUGGGUAGAAAGGUGAAGAAGACAACAAUAUCCGAGCUCAGUUUCUGGAUACUAACAGCGUUUAACAGCACUACUGUAACUUUUUAACCUCUACCACUUAUAGAAAGGCGACAGGAGCUCAUUGGAAUCGUUAAACACAGCGGGUCGCUAAUAUUUUGUUUACACACGUUUUUUUAAAUUCCUGCGCACGUUGCUUUAACUAUUUCUGUUGACAGAAACUUUGUAAAGUUGUCCUCGACGUUUCCUUCGAUUAUAAAUAUUGUCAUGUGUGAAGACUAUAGUUGUUAAUGAAUGAAAUGGGAUUUACCGGCACGAGGGACGCGUCGUGGGACUGUACGUCUGUUUCAGUUGGAAAAUCAGCCUCCUGAGUCUGCUCGGAUACUAUAACGCGUUUGUUUUUUAUUAUCCAUGGAGUCUGUUGGGAAGUUUGAGUUCAACAGGAAAGACCUGAUUGGCCACGGUGCAUUUGCAGUCGUGUUUAAAGGCAGACACAAAGAGAGACGUGACUGGGAGGUAGCUGUAAAGUGUAUCAACAAGAAAAACUUGGCCAAAUCCCAGUCUCUGCUUGGUAAAGAAAUCAAAAUAUUAAAGGAACUCAAACAUGAGCACAUUGUUAGACUUCUUGACUAUCAGGAAAUGGGAGGAUGUGUGUAUCUUGUCAUGGAGUACUGCAAUGGAGGUGACCUGGCAGAGUACCUUCACUCUAAGGGCACGUUAAGUGAAGACACCAUCCGUGUUUUCCUGCAGCAGAUUGCUCAGGCCAUGAAGGUCCUGCAGAGCAAAGGCAUCCUCCACAGAGACCUCAAACCACAGAACAUCUUGCUCUGCCACCCAGAGGGCCGCAGGUCCAGUUCCAUUAAUACCUGCAUUAAGAUAGCUGACUUUGGGUUUGCACGUCAUCUCCAGACAAACACUAUGGCAGCCACACUGUGUGGCUCUCCCAUGUACAUGGCUCCCGAGGUCAUCAUGUCCCAGAACUAUGAUGCUAAGGCUGAUCUGUGGAGCAUAGGCACUAUUGUAUACCAGUGUCUGACUGGAAAGGCACCAUUUCACGCCAGCACACCGCAGGAGCUCCGUCUCUUUUAUGAAAGCAACAGGACCCUGUUACCCAGCAUCCCAAAGGAGACUUCUAGUAACCUAAGACACCUGCUGUUGGGGCUGCUGCAGAGAAACCACAAAGAGCGGAUCAGUUUUGAUGAGUUUUUCCACCAUCCUUUCCUGGAGACAAGCUCAUCCACAAAGAAAUGCUCUCCAGCUCCCAUGCUCUCCUACCCCAGUUCAGGCUCAGGCAGUUCCUCUGGCAGCUCCUCCACAUCUCAUCUGGCCUCACCUCAACAUUCCGAUGGAGAGAUUCACCGAAUCCAGCUCAAAGCUCAGUACUCUCCUACACAAAAUACUGCUGGCUUCCUGCUGAAAGAAAUAGCCAAUCAAGACAGUAGGAACACCUCAUCUUACGCAGAGGACUAUGUCAUGGUGCCUGCCCAGUUUCCCAGUGAAUAUACAUGUGAAGUGGAUGUUGAGUCACCAAUUGAGAGUUGCCUUAUAUACAGUGGGAACUCACUGCUUACUGAAAGAGGUCCUGGGCCUGCAAGAAAGACACCUCCACCUUCUCCCCUGGUACACUCUCCCUCCAAGCCUGUUAGCAAUCCUGUUGAAUUUGUUGGCUGUAACUGCAGCCACUCUGUGCCCAUUCCUGUCCCAACACAGAUCCAAAACUACCAGCGUAUGGAACAGAACCUGCAACCUGUCGGCGUGCAUGGUUCCACCAGGGUGACACUGUGCUGUGCAGGCAGCAGUGGUGAAAGCUCCCCACAAUGUGAAGGCUGUGGGGCUCCAGGUCCAGGAUUUGUCCUCAAUUCCCCAAGGCUGGUGACUGGAGGAGCUCAGCCACAGCAGAGCUCCCCACUAGUGGGAUCUACCCCAAAGUCCUCAGAGCAGACUCUCCCAUUCAGCACAAGAACUGGACUUCUCACUGGCUCUCCUGACAUGCAGGACAUCUCUAGCCCCAAGCAGGUUCAGUCAAGAAUGCCAAACCGGAUCAGGACAGUCCCAGACCUGCAAUCUCUAGACACAGCUCCCACUUCCCAGACCAACCACAACAGGAAAUGUGCCAUUAAAAAGGGUCCUUUUAAAAGAUCGCUGAGCACAGGCAGGCUAUCUGACAUGCUACUGAAGGCGGCCUUUGGAGCUCACCUUUUUGAAGAGGGAAAUGAUGAGAGCCUCAACUGUGAGAAAGGCAUGGACAUAACAGCUCCCCCUACUGGUAACAAUAGAGGCUUUCAGUUCUCAGACAGCCCACCCCCUCCAGUCUUCACUAUGGGUUCUCCUUCCAAAGGAAGUUCUCCUCCUGAUACCAUGGUAUCAAGGAUGCUCGCAGGCUCCCCCAGCUACAUUAACUCAGCCUGGCUACUUAGCAGUCGCCUUCUCCAGAGAGGAAGCCGCAGAAACAGUGAGACUGAAGCCAUGGAUGCUACUCCACACAGCGGUCUGGUCUUUCACCCUCCAGAGCUCGCUGAAGAUACACUGAUGGAGCAGGCUCAUACAGAUGCCCUGAGUGACCUGCGUUUCACCUUUGCUUUUGUCCACUGUGUCAUGGAACUGGCUUCUUCUAAAGACCCAGGGCUGGAUGCCAUCAGCAGUCCUGAUGUUUCCUUUCUGGAGCAGAGCUUGGUGACAGAUCAGAUUAGCCUUCUGAGUAGAGAAUGGAGCUAUGCAGAGCAGUUAGUGCUGUACAUGAAAGCUGAAGAGUUUCUAUCAUCUGCACUGCACACUGCUAAAGAGGAUAUCAAACAAGGCAGACUCCUUCCCUCUGCUACAGUCAAACAAGUGAUCAGGAAGCUGAAUGAACUGUACAAGAACUGUGUAACAUACUGUCGCUCCCUCAACGACCGGCUGCAGACCUUCUUGCUUGAUAAACAGAAGCUAAUGGACCGCUUCAAUGGACUCACAGCAGAGAAACUCAUCUACAGCCACACUGUGCACAUGGUACAGUCUGCUGCUUUAGAUGAGAUGUUCCACUAUGGCACAGCAUCAGUCCAGCGCUACCACAGAGCCCUUCUGCUGAUGGAGGGUCUAUCCCGUGUCAUCACAGAGCAAAAGGACAUUGACAGCAUAGAUAAAUGUAAGCAGUGUAUUGAGCGACGCCUUUCUGCUCUGCAAACUUAACAGUAUCCAUGAGCUCUACAACUGCACUCAGAGCCACUGGAUUAUCUUGCCUCAUCCAUUUCACCUCAGUGUAGAUGGAUCCUCCUAGACUGUCAGUACACACAAGCACUUUGAUCUUUCUUAAGGGAAUUGACCACUGGAGCACCUGCUCUUAUCCCACCACCCAGUCUGUAAUCUUUACAUAAAUGCACAGAAAAGACUGGAAGUCCUAUUUUGUACAUGUUUUUGAAGAAAGAUUAUAUUAUGAUUGUUUGAAUACUUUGAUCAGGUAAAUUGUUGUCAGUAUUUGUUUUGUUUUGUUACAUACUGUAUAUGUUAGUGUUAAAUGUAUGUUUUAUGUUUUGCACAUAGAAUUAUCAGAUGAAAUAAUAACUGAUUUUAAAUGUGUUUUACUUGAAACAAGGAUUAUUGGCUUUUUUUCUUUCUCUCUUUGAAGCAUUUGUGUUAUAUGUACAGUGAAAGCCACCAGCCAUAAUAUUCUGGAUGAGAUGACCAAAUAUUACCAGUGUGUAGCAAUACUAGUUAAACUGUGCCUGGUGUUUGUUGUACAUUUUUUGUCACAGGAUAGCUGUGGCUGUAAAGGUAGUGACAGUAUGUUUUAACCUCAUACUGAAUAAUUGUCUUACAGUCAUGGGAUUGCAGUAAGUAUAUUUUAUAUUUGAAUGAGAUUUUUGUUGAACAACAAAUUGAUUGGGGCAAUGAUGUGCUCAGUCAUGAGGUACUUUAAGUGACAUUAACUGCAUGCCACAUUUCUUAUGUUUAUCUGCUGUUUGUGUGUAUGUGUGCCAAUUAGUUUUAUUCUUCAGCUGUGCAUAUUUUGAUUAAUGUAAAAAGUAAAUUUGGGAAUGAAUUUGUAUAAUAUUUUUUUGUGUGAUAGUACAGUAGUUUAUUACAAUUACAUAUUCACUAUUUUGUGAAAAUGUUAGUGUUUAAACAGAAGUUUGUUAGAAUUUAUCAAAUUGCCUUUUCUACUUUUAUGACUGCAAGUCAGAUUUGCAGAAAAUGAAUUGUUACACACUGUGUGAUGACAAUAAAUCAUAUUUAUUGUUAAAA
Molecule: messenger RNA, 4241 nt
Organism: Lates calcarifer (barramundi perch)
Lineage: Eukaryota; Metazoa; Chordata; Actinopteri; Centropomidae
Gene: ulk1a
Product: unc-51 like autophagy activating kinase 1a
Exons: 27
Coding region: 432-3188 (918 amino acids)
Biological process (GO): autophagy; positive regulation of autophagy; peptidyl-serine phosphorylation
Cellular component (GO): cytoplasm; autophagosome
Molecular function (GO): ATP binding; protein serine/threonine kinase activity
Source: RefSeq, a predicted model, not a curated record